CCGGGGUUUUCCCGUUAUUUUGACGUGUGCCGGUCUCCUUGCAGUGCGGGCAGAGCCCACAGAGGGCAGGGGGUUCUUGUCUGCCUGUCACCGUGCGCCCGGAGCAGCAGCAGCUGGCAUACAGUAGGCGCUCAGUAAAUACUUGUCAAAGGCAGGAACACGCUCCGUGGGGCCCGGAGCGGGUUGUAGGCGGGCACUGGCCUGCCUGGGCACGCUGCUGGGCGCUCUACGGUGGCAAGACCUGUUUUCGCAGGGAGGGGAACUGGGAACCGCCGCCUGCAGGGCCUCCGGUUCAGGCUUUCUGCCUACCCAGCAACUUCUAAUUCGGGUGCGUGGUUGGGAGAUGCUCUCAGCUGUCAGCCCUGCCUUUGGGGGGCCAGCUCCCUGCCUCUCUGACAGCCAUUACCUGCAGCUGGAGGCGGGGCCCGUCCCCCACCCCUGGGCUGGAGGUGCCACAGGUGGGCGGCUGGGCCUCCGUUCUGGCUGCCACCCCUGUUACCUGGUUGUCUGGGGCCAGCGGGUGGGACGGGCCAGCCCAGGGAGCUCAACAGGCCUGCUCUGUGGGGCCUGGCCUGUGGCUGAAUGCGGCUUCCUCGGCAGGUGGGACAGGAGACCACCCCGGUGGGUGCUGUGUGCGGCGAUCCCCUGAGGAACGAUGACGGAAUAUAAGCUCGUGGUGGUGGGCGCUGGAGGUGUGGGGAAGAGUGCCCUGACCAUCCAGCUCAUCCAGAACCACUUCGUGGACGAGUAUGACCCCACCAUCGAGGACUCCUAUCGGAAGCAAGUGGUUAUUGAUGGCGAGACGUGCCUACUGGACAUUUUGGACACGGCGGGCCAGGAGGAGUAUAGCGCCAUGCGGGACCAGUACAUGCGCACUGGGGAAGGCUUCCUCUGUGUGUUUGCCAUCAACAAUACCAAGUCCUUUGAGGACAUCCACCAGUACAGGGAGCAAAUCAAGCGAGUGAAGGACUCCGAUGACGUGCCCAUGGUGCUGGUGGGGAACAAGUGCGACUUGGCCGCGCGCACCGUGGAGUCCCGGCAGGCGCAGGACCUCGCCCGCAGCUACGGCAUCCCGUACAUCGAGACGUCGGCCAAGACUCGCCAGGGCAGCCGCUCUGGCUCUGGCUCCAGCUCCGGGACCCUCUGGGACCCUCCGGGACCCCCGUGACCCAGCGGCCCCUAGCGCUGGCGUGGAGGACGCCUUCUACACGCUGGUCCGAGAGAUCCGGCAACACAAGGUGCGGAAGCUGAGCCCGCCCGACGAGGGUGGCCCCGGCUGCAUGAGC
Messenger RNA from Panthera uncia (snow leopard), 1286 nucleotides. RefSeq names its product HRas proto-oncogene, GTPase (gene HRAS). The coding region runs from base 656 to 1168 and encodes 170 amino acids. Gene Ontology annotation, biological process: Ras protein signal transduction; cellular senescence. The record is from RefSeq and is a predicted model, not a curated record. Gene Ontology annotation, molecular function: GTPase activity; GTP binding; GDP binding. Gene Ontology annotation, cellular component: plasma membrane. The transcript is spliced from 5 exons. Lineage: Eukaryota; Metazoa; Chordata; Mammalia; Carnivora; Felidae.